AUGCCUCUUUUACUUGUUUUAUUAUUAACUCAAGCACUUUCCUUCACCUCUCAAGAAUUUGAACAAUGGCGUGUAUCUCACCAUAAAUCGUACACCAACAAAGCAGAGUAUCUUUAUCGUCUCGCCGUCUUCUUAGACAACAAGAGAUACGUCACUCAACAAAACAAAAUGACUCAACGUGUCGAAUUAAAUAUAUUCAGUGAUAUGACCAAUGAGGAAUACAUCAAAACGCACUUCGGCGCACCAAUUCAAGUGUCUCCAAUCGAAACAGUGAAUGAUAUGAAAGAAGAGGACGUCUCCGAUUCUUCAAGUUCCGUAGAACCACUCCCCGUCGCUGUUGAUUAUACUCCUUUAAUGCAACCAAUUGGAGACCAAAAAGAUUGUGCUUGUGGAUAUGCCUUUUGUACCACUGCUGUCAUGGAAGUCCGUGCUCUCACCGACUUGGGAAUCACUGAGAACCUCAGUGAGCAACAGAUCCUCAAUUGUGAUCCAUACGACAACAGUUGCCACGGCGGGCAUCCCAAGAAUUGUAUGCACUAUAUCAGCGAAUACGUCGGCUUGACUUCCGAAGAGAAAAUCCCAUACACGGGUAUUCCAGUCAACUGCGACUUAACUAUUGACGGCGAUGUCUCGGUAUACAGCGCAAAGACUUUAUUAAGAGGGGAAGACAUCUUACAAAGAGAAGUUGCUAAGACGGGACCAGUCGCGGUGAUGAUCGACGCAACACAGCAGUCGUUCCAAUUAUUAGCGAGAGGGGUGAUCUACGAAGAGCCAAAUUGUCACAAGAUGUUAUUGAAUCAUUGUGUUGCAAUAGCUGGAUAUGGCGUUACAGAUGAUGGUGUUGAGUAUUGGAUCGGUAGAAACUCUUUUGGGACUCAAUGGGGUGACGAUGGGUAUUUUAGAAUUCGACGAAACACAGGGGAGUGUGGACUUGGGUAUGACUCGACUGAGCCAAGAAUUUGUUUUUAUAUCAUUUUCAAUACAAAAGAGUGUUUAAUUAACGACUUAAUUGAAUUGUUACUUAACAAAAUAGAACACAAGUUUUGUCCCUUACUUAAAACCAUUAAGUAUAGUAAAAAACAAGUAAAAAGAAUAGUUACCAGAUACUACCAAGUUGUGAACGACGAAAUCUCACACGAAUUUGAUCAAAUGAUGAUAAUCCUAAUACUUUUGUUCACUCAUGUCAUAUCACAAAACUAUGACGAUCUUUUGAUUUAUUCAACACUGGACGGGUCGUUGACCGCACGAAGAAUGAUCGACGGAGCGCUGGUCUGGCAAACGAAAUCAUCAGACACAUUACUCUCGUCGUCAUUCACGGGGUCGACACUGUACAUUCCGUCGAUCGACACGACGCGAACACUCUUUGUGACAGACAAACAACACGCAAAACUCCGUCGGCUCAAAUUUAAAGUCGACGAAAUCUAUCGCUCGUCGCCAACUCUAAUAGAAAAUGGGAUGAUCUUCUGUACGAAAGAGUCUUCUGUGUUUUCGGUCGACGCAAAAUUGGGGGCGAUCACACACUUCCGCUCGACUUCGGGAAAUUUGCCGUUUUCGAGAAAUGAGUUUAAGAUCAAAGCGAUUGACCCUUUGAGUGGUAUUGAACUGUGGAACAUGACAAUUGGGGAGUAUAAGACUGUCGGAGAGAUCACACAGAAGAUCGAUACAAAACACAAGUUAGUGCUCAACCCGUUGACAUUACAUAUGCAAAUGUAUGAAUAUGGCGAGGACGUGUGGAACAGAAAGGUGAACUCUUCUGAUAUUAGAAACGCGUUUUACUAUGACUCCGAGAAUGAUGAGAUAUCAGAAAUCGAAGUCAUGUUCGUGACGUUGUCGAAUGAUGUGGUGGUCAAUGUCUUUAAUGGCUGCUUCUACGCAAUUGUCCCUUUUUCUAAUAACAACUACGACAACGUCGAUGUGAUCGAUAAUACUCAGAAUGUCCACGCUACUCGACUCCUCAUCGCACCACCUACUAAUACACAAUCAAGUGACGAUAAUGAUGUGUUGGAGAGAUAUAACGAGGACGACAUGGUCUGUAUCAACAAAUAUGAGACUUUUCCUGUAGCAUUACCCGAAGGAGGGAUACUCGUCGUCGACAAGGGCAAUAUUAUCGACUUCGACGAGAAGUCGUGGGACAAUAUUGAACAGCCGAAGGACGCGUUUCCGUCAUACCCUUCUUCAAUAGUACAUGACAAUACCGUCCCCAAACUCCCAACGAAGACCAACCCAAAAAGAUACCUCAUCUUUUUCUUACUCGUUUUCAUCGUCAUUUUGAUAGCCAUUUUAUUCGUCGUUAUUGCGUCGAAGAACACGAAUGUCCCCCUCGAAGUUUCAACUAAGCAGUUGGGCACGGGGAGUCUUGGAACAAUUGUCUUCGAAGGUCGAUUUAAUGGGAAACAAGUUGCUGUGAAGCGACUUGUGAAAGAGUUUUAUUCCAUCGCACAACACGAAAUUGAUAUCUUCAACGAGACAGAAGAAUUUCCAAAUCUUGUGAGGUACUACACGAGUUACACUGAUCGCAAUUUCAUCUACUUAGCACUGACGUACUGCACUUGCACGUUAGAGGAACACGUGAAUACGUUACAAUAUGGCAAAAGUCCAUUACUCACCGAUCACACAAUUUUGCUGAUGAAGGGAUGUGCCCGUGGAGUCUAUUACCUUCACAAGUUAGGUAUUGUCCAUCGUGAUUUAAAGCCGCAGAAUGUCUUAAUAGAUACCAAAGGAGACGUUCGUAUCACUGAUUUUGGGUUGGCUAAGAAGGUUGGAGAUGCUUCGUUCACGUGUUCCCAUGGUGGGAGUGCUGGGUGGCAAGCCCCCGAAGCCAUUCGAGGGGAGCGUCUCACGUCCAAAGUUGAUAUCUUCAAUUUGGGGUGUUUGUUCUACUUCAUUGCGUUAAAGAGACAUCCCUUUGGGGAGUUAAUAGAUCGUCCGAAGAAUGUGAUGCAAGGCAAAGUCGAGACAAUAUACCCGGAUGACUCGAAUAUCCACCAGAACGAAUUCACAAUGACUCUUGCACUCUUAACACGAACAGAUCCCAAAAAUAGACCAACCGCUGAAGUCGUGUUGUCACUGCCCCUCUUCUGGGACUGUAACAAAAAGCUUCACUUUAUUCGAUGCGCGUCGGACAAAUUCGAGGUCGACCCCUCCCUUAUUAUUACGCGAGAAUUGGACAACUCCGGAAUCGGAAUACGAUGGAACCAAGUGAUCGACCCAAUGCUUCUCGAGUCACUAAACAAAUUCAGGAAGUACGACUUUAAUAGAACCAGAGACUUACUCAGAGCUAUUCGAAAUAAAAGUCACCACUAUUUCAAUCUCCCCAUCGACGAACAAAACUUGUUUGGAGAAUACCCCGAUGGACUCUAUAAGUAUUUCCACGACCGUUUCCCGACACUCUUGGUAUUGGUAUAUAACGUAGUGCUCAAGUUUUACCCAGACGAACUGAUCUUCAAGGAGUUCUUCAUGUACCAAAUGAAUUGA
Messenger RNA from Entamoeba invadens IP1, 3474 nucleotides. RefSeq lists its product as hypothetical. The transcript is spliced from 3 exons. Gene Ontology annotation, cellular component: IRE1-TRAF2-ASK1 complex. The record is from RefSeq and is a predicted model, not a curated record. Gene Ontology annotation, biological process: proteolysis; mRNA processing; protein phosphorylation. Bases 1 to 3474 code for a protein of 1157 amino acids. Gene Ontology annotation, molecular function: cysteine-type peptidase activity; RNA endonuclease activity; protein serine/threonine kinase activity. Lineage: Eukaryota; Evosea; Mastigamoebida; Endamoebidae.